CAGGUUUGUUUCCAGAUCACAGAGACGAUGCUGUUGAAAGGAACUGCUUAACCCCCCACAAUGCCCUUUUCUGACUUUGUCUUAGCACUGAAAGACAACCCGUACUUUGGGGCUGGGUUUGGCCUCGUAGGGGUGGGCACAGCCCUGGCGUUAGCCCGGAAGGGGGCUCAGUUUGGACUGGUGGCUUUCAGACGCCAUUACAUGAUCACCUUGGAGGUGCCCAGCAAGGAUAAGAGCUACCACUGGCUGCUGAACUGGAUCUCACACCAUGCCAAGCACACGCAGCACCUGAGUGUUGAGACAUCAUACCUGCAGCAUGAAAGCGGGCGCGUCAGUACCAAGUUCGACUUUGUCCCCAGCCCUGGGAACCAUUUCAUCUGGUAUCGGAGGAAGUGGAUUCGCAUUGAGCGGAACCGGGAGAAGCAGAUGAUCGACCUGCACACUGGGACCCCUUGGGAGUCUGUCACCUUCACUGCUUUGGGCACCAACCGGGAGAUCUUCUUCAACAUCCUCCAGGAAGCCCGGGAGCUGGCUCUGCAGCAGCAGGAGGGAAGGACAAUCAUGUACACGGCCAUGGGAGCAGAGUGGCGGGGGGGGGGGGUCCCCCGUCGCCGCCGCCCCCUCAGCUCCGUGGUGCUGGAGGAAGGUGUGUCGGAGAGGCUGGUCCAGGACGUGAAGGAGUUCAUCGAGAACCCCAAGUGGUACAGCGAGAGAGGGAUCCCAUACCGAAGAGGCUACCUGUUGUACGGUCCACCCGGCUGUGGGAAGAGCAGCUUCAUCACAGCCCUGGCCGGGGAGCUGCAAUACAGUAUCUGCCUGCUGAGCCUCAGCGACCGCAGCCUCUCUGAUGACCGGCUCAAUCACCUCCUGAGCGUGGCACCACAGCAGAGCAUCAUCCUUCUGGAGGAUGUGGACGCUGCCUUCGUCAGUCGGGACCUUGCUGCUGAGAACCCUGCUGUGUACCAAGGCAUGGGGCGUCUGACCUUCAGCGGCCUCCUCAACGCCCUGGAUGGCGUGGCCUCCACAGAGGCCAGGAUUGUCUUCAUGACCACCAACUACGUGGACAGGCUGGACCCAGCCCUGGUGCGGCCCGGGCGCGUGGAUCUCAAGCAGUACGUGGGCCAUUGUUCCCGCUGGCAGCUUGCCUGCAUGUUCCAGCGCUUCUAUCCUGAGCAGCCCCCGGCUGCAGCUGAGUGUUUUGCACAGGAGGCACUGGCAGUCUCCGAUCAGAUCAGCGCUGCCCAGGUGCAGGGCCACUUCAUGCUCUACAAGACAGACCCCAGAGGAGCCAUUGAAAAUAUACACUCCAUCCUGCUGUGACCACGGAUGUGCCCUGCUCUGCCACUCUGUGAGGCCUGAGAACUUCUGGGGCAAGGACUUGACCAUCCUGGGGAUACUGUGGAGCUGCCCAGGCACACAGGCCAGGUCUCUUGUUCAUCUCUACCUCACCAAGGCCUUGGCUUUUUAUUAAAACAUACAGAGAGUCGGAGGUGCCAGUCCUGCAGCAGGGUAAUGGGAUCGGCUCUUGCUGCUCCCUGACUUUGGUGUUAAUACGUUGGCCCCACUCACCAGAGAGCCUUGUGCUGGGAUUGUUGUAAUCUGCCAAGGCUUCUGGAUGUGAAACCAUGGCAAGUCAAUCCCUUUGACUGGCGUUUUCCUGAGGCAAGACAUUGUGAUGCUACCGUGCUGAAGAGAGCUGCAGAUAGGAGAGGUCUGUAAGGAGAGGUCUUCAGCAGAAUAGUCUGCGCUGUCUUGUGAAUGUCCUCUGUGAAACGUACAACGUGGCUCUUUG
Molecule: messenger RNA, 1792 nt
Organism: Struthio camelus australis
Lineage: Eukaryota; Metazoa; Chordata; Aves; Struthioniformes; Struthionidae
Source: RefSeq, a predicted model, not a curated record